Molecule: messenger RNA, 4138 nt
Organism: Daktulosphaira vitifoliae (grape phylloxera)
Lineage: Eukaryota; Metazoa; Arthropoda; Insecta; Hemiptera; Phylloxeridae
Gene: mus101
Product: DNA topoisomerase 2-binding protein 1-B
Exons: 26
Coding region: 54-3884 (1276 amino acids)
Biological process (GO): DNA replication initiation; mitotic G2 DNA damage checkpoint signaling; mitotic DNA replication checkpoint signaling
Source: RefSeq, a predicted model, not a curated record
GAACGUUAUCACGAAUCACGUAAUAUCAUAGUAGUUUCUGUUUAUCCUUAAAAAUGUGGGCUAAAAAGAAAAAAAGUAUCAAAGUAAACUUCGUAUUAAAAAAUAAUUGCACUAAAAUCGAGGACAUGUCAGAAUCUAUGCAAUUAGCCUUACAGGAUUGUAAUGAUCACGAAUUGACAACCAACAUUGUUGCUGAAAAUGAUGUUUGUGAAAUAAACACAUUUAAAAAAAAUCAAGUUUUUGUAUUUGAUAACUUUGAAGGAAUUGCUUUUCAGCAUGUAUUAAUGGCAGCAAAACAAAAUGAAGCCGUAAUUGUUAGUCCUUUAUGUCUUAGAACUUGUUUUGUAGAAUCCAUUCCCAUACCUGAAAAUAAAUCACCAAUAUACACGUUAGCAAUGAGAGAUGUUGUAUUAAGUGCUUCUAAUAUAAACCCAAAAGAAAAAGAGAGAGUCAAAGAAAAAUUUGAGUAUAUGGGUGGAAUUUUCACACACAAUCUUAGAGAUAUUACAACUCAUUUGAUGGUUGGAAAAGUGGGAUCACCAAAAUAUACAAAAGCUAUAGAAGUAGGAUUACCAAUUAUGAUAGAAAAUUGGGUUGAUGCUGUAUGGGAAGAGAGCUUAGAACGUAAUGUAGUCGGUACUGAAUCAUUAUUUGAUAAAUACAAGUGUCCUACUUUUUAUAACCUUCAAGUGACUACUUCUGGAUUAGAUUUUAAUGACCGGGAAAAAAUUUCUAUGUUGGUUGGCAAAUAUGGGGGUAAAUACACACCUCAGAUGAAGAAAGGCGAAACUGAUGUUUUAGUAGUUAAUAAACCAACUGGACAAAAAUUUUCUUAUGCUCAACAAUGGGGUUUAAUAUGUGUGAAGCCUAACUGGAUAUUUAAUAGUGCAGAUAAAGGUUAUUUAGUAGAAACUGAGAGUUAUAUAGUCAAAAACACAAUGUUAAGUUCAACUCCAGCAAUUUCUCAUGUCCAACAUGUUUUUUCUCAAGGAGAUAUUAGUGAAAUCAUGGCUGAACAUAAAUCUUCUAUUGAAGAAACAAUAAAUGAUCCUAGUGUUCUUAAACGUCAGUUAACAAGUAGUUGUAGAACACAAGAAGAUUGUACUACGCCUAAGAAAAAUAAUGGUCAAUAUUUAUCUAAGAAUAUUAACUACAGGGCUAUUUUAAGUAAUUUAAACUUAAGUGAUGUUAAAAAAGCUGGUACAAUUUUAGAUGGCUGUAAAAUUUAUUUUAGUGGAUUUGGUACAAGUGAAGAAGAAAAAUUGAAAAGAAUUGUAAUAUCUGCUGGUGGUAUUAGAUAUACAGAAUUAAAUGAGUCUGUUACACAUAUUCUUGUUGGAGAUUUUUCAGCAUCUUUAGCUAAAUUAUUACAUUCUAUUCAACAAAAACCUCAUGUUGUCAAUAUUAACUGGAUAGUUGAAAGCAUUAAGUUGAAGUCUACUGCUCCAGAAGAUCAAUUUCUUGCAAUGGAUGCUUCUCAUGCAUUUACUCCAGAAUCUCCAUCUCCUCUUAGUAAAAAAGGAUUAUUUAUGAUGAAAAAUAGAACUCUUUCACAGUCUAAAAUUGUAGAGAAACCUAAACCAUCAACACCAUUAAUACCUGUCGCACGUCCAUUACACAAUAACUUUAUUGAUCAGUAUUUGAAUGUUGAAAUGAAUAAUAGUUCUAAUGAUUCACAAAGUCAAAGAUCAACUUGUUCAACACAAGAAACCAUGUCUACUCAAGAUAGUAAACUUGAAUCAGUUUUAGAGGGCUUGACAAUACUUAUGUUUGGAUUGGAUGCUCAUCAAAUGUCUUCUGUAAAAAGCAAAAUCAUUUCAAUGGGUGGAACAGCAGUUAGUACACGAAGUUAUCGUGGUAAAAUCAACUAUGUUGUUGUACCAAUAGUUUUUAAUGAAAAGUCAAUAACUAUAGAUGCUGAAAUAGUUAGCUGUCUUUGGAUAGAAGACUGUUUUAAUAACAUUGAAAAAAUUCAAAUUUCAUACUACCAUAAACCAGUAAUUUUUAGUGGAACAACUCCUUUAAAGAACUGUGUGAUUAGUGUUACGAAUUAUGCAGGUUCAGAGCGAUAUUUUUUAAAGGAAGUUUCAUUGUUACUUGGUGCUCACUAUCAAGAUGCAUUGUCUCGAAAACCAAAGCUAGCAGAUAAUAUAAUGGUUACUACACAUCUUAUUUGUCCUAAUCCAGAGGGUCCAAAAUAUGAAGCUUCAGUAAAAUGGGGAGUACCUGUUGUUUCUAAAGAAUGGUUGUUAGAUUGUGUAAAAUAUAAACGUCGUUUAUCUGAAAAUCAAUAUCCAAUUGAUAAUAAAGGUAAUGAAACAAUAGCAGACAAGUCUUCAAUUAUAGAUACUACAGCUACUACAUCUACUAAAUCUCUGAGUCGUUCUCAAAAUGAUUUUGAAAGAUCAAUUACACCUAAACUUACUAAUCCUGAAACAUUGCAGAAAGAUUUAGAAUCUGAACUUGCUAUACCCCUACAAGAUACAGAAGAUUUUGAACCUCCUCUUAAGAAAAAAUGUUCAAUAGAAAUGAAUUUAACACCUAAAACUAUAGUAGAUGAUAAAUUAUCUCCUAUUAGUAUGAGAACUCGUUUAAAAUCAUCUUGUUUAACACCCGUAGUUUCUGGAAAUUUCAUGGCUAAUUUAAAAACUCCUGAUACCCCAUAUGGACAAGUUUUUUAUGAAGAUUCUGUUACACCAGAAACCAAAAAACGUUGGAAAAAGUGGGUAGACACAUUACCUGAUGGACCAAAAGAAACACCUCAUCAAUCUACAGUUAAAAAUCGCCAAAGCACACCAUUGACUGAACUAAAAAGGCAACUAUGGGAUAAACUUCUACUUCCAACAUCCAAUAAUCAAGAAGAUUCUCCAGCAAAUAACAAUCAUACUGAUUCAUUGAAAAAUUAUCAUAAUUCAAGCAAAACUAACUUAUCUGAUAAUUCUUUGAAUAAAUCCAGUGUAAACAAAUCACCUACUUUAGAAUCAAAACAGCAAUCAUUAGAUAAACAAGAAUUUAGACGAACGAUGGAACAAUUACAACAAGACUUAUCAACUCCUAGAGAACCUGAUGUAACUUUAACAAGAAUAGAUUGUGCUGAUAGUCAAGAUGAUCAUGCUAGAAAUUCACUCUUUAAGGAAAGAAUAAUUGAAUCAUCACAACAAUGCUCAGUAGGAUGGGAAGACCCAACUGAACAACAAGAAAAAGCUCGAUUGAAAAGACUUACUGACUAUGAUAGAAAAUUCAUUUUAACCAGUGUAAACUCUAAUGAGCGUCAAAAAUAUGAAGAUGCAAUUGAACAACUUGGUGCUCAAGUACUACGCAGUGCUACUUUUAGUGAAGAUGUGACUCAUGUAUUAAUGCAUCAACCAAGUAGAAGUGAAAAGUACCUCUGUUCAUUAGCAUCUGGAAAAUGGAUUUUACAUCCUAGUUACAUUGAUGCUUGUUUAGAAAAAAAUUGUUUCCUUCCGGAAGAUAAGUAUGAAUGGGGAAAUCCUUUAUCUGACCUGUCAUUGUCAACUCCACUACAUGGUGCUGGAUAUCGCUGGCGUAAUAAGAUUUCCAAUGGAUAUUCUGCUGCAUUUGAUGGUAUGAAAGCUGUGCUUAUGACUUCAGAAGCACGGUAUCAGGCUUUAAGUAGACUCAUUCAAGCGGGGGGUGGAACAAUAUUAGAAGAAAAAGAUCUUUUAAACUCUACUCAUUGUAUAGUUGAUCAAGGCCAUGGAAAUAUUCCAGUUCCUUUAAAUGAAAUUGCUGUCAGAGGAAUAUUAUUAUUACCAGCUCCAUUUUUAGCAGAUUAUCUUGUUAAAGACCCACCUCCUGAUCCUAAACAAUGUUUAAUAAGUGAGUAUCAGGUAUUUUACAACAGAUUAGCACCCAGCUCAUAGAAUUACAUAAAGAUAUACUAUGUAAUUCAUUAGAAUAAAAUCUUGUUCCAUCUAUAAUGAUUAAUUUAUUUCUUCUAUAAUUUUAAAUUUCAAAUUUAUUUGGAUUAUUCAUUAAAGUUUGUUUGUAUUGAACUUGAACUGUAUUUAUUUUGUAAAAAAAAACUAUAUUUAUAACUUACUGUUUGAAAUGUUUAAAAUGUCAAACAAAAUAAUAAAAUGGUUUUAUGUUUUUAGUCUUAAUUUAGUUUGUAACA